GGGUCUACCGCGAACGGUGUGUGACUUUGUAUGUACACUGAGCGUAACAGCCAUCGAAUUUCUUUCGCUUUCAUCUAGCGAGGAAUUUUCCACGAAGGCGGCCGUUGCUUUAAACCAUGCUCUCUAGGGUUCAUUCUACGCAUGCGCGUACACUUCACGCAUGCGCUGUAGUUGAACUGCGUUUUGCGACUGAACGCAAAAAAAAACUAAAAAUAAAAAUAAAAAUGGAGCCGAAUUUAUAUCUCGGGCGUUUCCUUCGGAAAGCCCGAGUAAUUACACUUAAUUUUGUCAUCAGUGCCCAAAACGGUUGGUUUAAGAGGAUCAUCCUUUGUAAGGUGAGGGGGAUCUAUACUGUCUGUUAAAACAACCAGCCCACCUCCCUCGGGCUAUUUCACCUACCAUGUGCUAUUUGCUCCGUGUACUUACCCAUGUAUUCGGUUUUAUCCUGUACCUCCGCUGACUCGAAGUGUUUUAUACCUCGCAGGCGUUGCUGUUUGCAGCAUGGGUGUGUAUCAUAAAGUACUUUGACAUGGCCAUUUUUAAAAUCCAGCCCCCAGCAGAAGAUUCUAAAGCCGAUUUCUUCAAGGGACUCACAAUCGUUUCCUGGGUGAUGGUCAUCCUCUUGGCCUUGACGUUUGUGCUAAGUUUUGACAAGCUUUGCAGUCGAUCAUCUCCCUGAACUCUGACGACACUGCUUAUCCAAUUCUUCUUGUCCGUUUUAUUGAGCGUUUGCUGUGCAAUCAUGACACCACAUGCUACAGCUAUCGACUAUGGAAAGGCGUACAAGGAUGUGUACAAGACAUACAAGCCCAACGUGUUAGCCCUUCGGAUUGGGCUGGGGUUCGGUUACAUUUCCUGGAUAAUUUUCAUUGUGGACAUCUACCUUCUUUACAAGUUGUACAGACAGCAAAGGGUAGAGGAGGUUUGUCAUCCACAGCAAGCAGGCCAGCCAGGUGUCGUCCAACAGCCCGCUGUGGUUUUUGUCCCACAAGGCGCGACACAGCAAGUCUACCAACCGCCUACACAUCCGGGACAGCAGCCAGUUCAAUAUCCGGGACAACAGCCUCUCCUGAUGGGGAUGCCUCCGCCAGCUUACAGUCAACAGGUUCCACAAGGAGAGACUCAGAAAUAAAAUAUAACAUUGCCUGCUGCCGAAUUAUGAGAAAUCCGCCAUAUGCGGUGAGAUCUAGUUAUAUUAUAACUUAAAAGCAUCCGGUGUAUAGAAACAAUGCCGUAAAAGAGAACUUAAUUUUCAGCUUUUAGCAUUUUUACAACCCGUAUCAUACAGGUCAGCAACAGGUAGUCACUUUAAAGCACAAUGGCUGUUAUACCAUAACAAAUAUUGUCAUUACAUAUUGUCAUUACAUAUACAUGCCAAUGCUGCACAAAUGUUGGUCAAUGUUGGAACAUUUGACGUUUGUAAGCAGAACAGCUCAGCUGCUUUACAAAUCGGAACAAUACGUGAAGAGAAGUUUUGGUAAAUAUAAUGUAUUACAUCAGCGUGA
This is a messenger RNA of Orbicella faveolata, 1505 nucleotides long. RefSeq lists its product as uncharacterized. Gene Ontology annotation, cellular component: membrane. The record is from RefSeq and is a predicted model, not a curated record. Lineage: Eukaryota; Metazoa; Cnidaria; Anthozoa; Scleractinia; Merulinidae.